Molecule: messenger RNA, 8697 nt
Organism: Pezoporus flaviventris
Lineage: Eukaryota; Metazoa; Chordata; Aves; Psittaciformes; Psittacidae
Gene: GPATCH8
Product: G-patch domain containing 8
Exons: 10
Coding region: 2415-6650 (1411 amino acids)
Cellular component (GO): nucleus
Molecular function (GO): nucleic acid binding
Source: RefSeq, a predicted model, not a curated record
GGCGGCGGCGGCGCAAAAUGGCGGACAGGUUCUCCCGCUUCAACGAGGACAGGGACUUCCAGGGCAACCACUUUGACCAGUAUGAAGAAGGGCACCUGGAGAUAGAGCAGGCAUCCCUGGACAAGCCGAUCGAAUCGCAGUUGGCCCAUAUUAGCUAAGCAGCCAUGAUCUGCCCAGUUUUUAAAGCCAGGAUAAUAUUGGACACCGCUUACUCCAGAAACAUGGCUGGAAGCUGGGCCAGGGAUUGGGGAAGUCGCUGCAGGCGUUAUGAUCCUGGACUUGUUGUGGUGAUGGUAAACUUAGCAGUGGUAAUUUUUUAUUUUCAGACUGAAUUACUCCUUUUGUCAUCAGUGCACCAAUAUGUUAGGCUUACUUUCUCUGUUGUAGCCAUCAUCCUUCUGCUUGGUCUUUCAUUUUCCUUUCCUUUCCUUUCUUUAUGCACACUUGUCUGAUCCUUGUUCAUUAAAAGGGUAUUGCUAAGAAGGGAUGUUUCUGUUUGUGUUAGAACUGCCAAAAUCAGUUUAAACAUAAAUUUCUAAUACUGUCCAAACAUGAUUCCCCCCACCACCACCAUGAUGGGCACUAGCACUUGCUACUGCAAUUUCCAACGAGAUUUGUAAAAUCAAACCAAAACAACCCAAAAAGAAAACUUUGACUGCCUUAGAAGGCAAAAGUACUGAUGCAUUGCUUGUGUACAGGGGUUUACCAGGGCAAUGAGGCUGCUUCCAAACAUCUCAAUUGCUGGAGAAACAACCAAAAAAAGACCCAAACCAAAAAGACAAAAGCUUGGAUAAAAACCUGUGUUGCUGGUGCUUGCGCCAGCCCUUCCAUUUGGGUUCCCACUUCCCAGUAAAUCCCUGGCUGAGACGUUAUGAAAGUGAUACUGCACUUAGGAAGUCAUUUUUAUAACCUGUCUUUAAUUUGGUCCUUUUGCUAAAAAUUGCAGUCACUGCUUGAUUUAUUAUACCAUUGGGCAGAAGAGAAACCUCCUCAAUCCGAGAACAUGGCAAAGAGCUGAGCGAAAGCUCCAGUCAGACUCCCAUCUUGGAUCAGGUUGUGGCCCUGGUGGCUCUGCCAGUCACAUUCCUGGCUGUACCAACAAAAGCUUAAAGCAAUUGAUUGAAUUGACUUGUUUCUGAUAGAAAACCACAAGUCUCUGGACUUGAAGAGUUUGAAAGACCCGAAUCUGAGCAGGUGCCCUCUGGGGUCUUCACUCUUUGGAGGAGCCAGAGCCAUACUGGAGCUAGAGAUAUAUUGGAGAAGAGGGAAGUUAAUGUUUGAUGCCUCUCUGGCUUCUCAGAGCAGUCUCAAAGACUUGAACCUGCUGUGCAGGUAGCUCUAAGGACUAUUUUUGGCACAAUUAAAACCUGUUAAUCUUUUUAGCCCAAAGGUAUAAUAUCUGUGUAUGUGUGUAUAACAAACCAGUUGUUUACACCAAACCAAGAGCAAUGCAAUGAUAAGGGCAGUAAACAUUCUGUUUUCUCACUCAAGGUAUGCUCCGGAGAAGGUAAGUACUUGUUCUGUGGGCUUACAUCACAACCCAGCGCCAGUUGUGAUGUAAAAAGAAAGAGAAUAAGAAUUGAAACCAAAACAAACCCCAAAAGCUGUGGUAGUAAAGUGCUUGUCUGCCCCAUUUUGCUUUGUUUGGCUGGUUAUGAGUGGAUUAAAGAUAUGUUUUAUUUAAAAAGCCAAAAAGAAAUCUCCAGCAUAGUUUGAUUAGUUCAAAGUCAAUUUUCUUCGCAACUCGUCCUUUUCACAGCUUACAGGGGAGCAGUGGGCAUGGGAGCAGCUCUGCAGAGCAGGGCAAGCAGAGCCUGGCCUACAUGGCCGGUGGGCCUUGGGGCUGGAGGAAGUUUGGCUUCCGAGCCACACUUCUGAGUCAGCUUCCCUGACUCGUGGAGCGGGAUAGAGCUGGUGGGAGGGAGGGAGAGAGGCUUCCACAUCCUGGACGGGAAAGUCCUGGUCAGUUAUGAAUGUGGGAGAGCAUGAAAAGGUAUUUAAUAGCUUUUUUGCUCAUAUCAGCAGAUGAGUACUCACUGCCUGAUAUGGAAGCAUUGAGGGGAAGGUGGAUUUCUCAAGUCCUGCCCUAGGACUUGUCACAGCUGAACAUUGACCACACCAGUAAUUUAUAUGAGCAGUUAAUGUUCAGAAAAUACCAUUGAUCAGUACUUGGGGUGCAUCUCACUCUUAACUGGUUUGGAGCUAAGAAGCAGUUUGGCUGUAAGCUGUGAGAAUGGCUUGUGUUUGGUUCACUGUAGCUUUCUGGUCUCUGCACUCCAAGGCAAGAUCUCUAACCACCCAAACCCAAUGUCUAAAGCGAACUGCAAUGACAGAGCAGCCACUGACCCACCUCUCUGUGUGUUCCUCUUCCAGGGAGAACAGACCCCAUCCCUAUCGUUGUCAAGUAUGAUGUCAUGGGCAUGGGGCGAAUGGAAAUGGAGCUUGAUUACGCCGAAGAUGCCACCGAGCGGAGGCGAGUGCUUGAGGUGGAGAAGGAGGACACCGAGGAGCUGAGGCAGAAAUACAAGGAUUAUGUUGAUAAAGAAAAGGCAAUUGCCAAGGCACUGGAAGACCUCAGAGCAAACUUCUACUGUGAACUCUGUGACAAGCAGUACCAAAAGCAUCAAGAGUUUGACAACCACAUCAACUCUUAUGAUCACGCUCACAAGCAGAGGUUGAAAGAUCUCAAGCAGAGGGAGUUCGCUCGCAAUGUCUCUUCCAGAUCACGUAAAGAUGAAAGGAAGCAGGAGAAGGCCCUGCGGCGCCUUCAUGAGCUGGCUGAGCAGAGGAGGCAGCCUGAAUGUGCUCCUGGAAGUGGACCCAUGUUCAGAACCACCACAGUGGCUGUGGAUGAGGAAGGGGGAGAUGAUGGUGAUGAUUCUGCAGCCAACAGCAGCUCUUUCAUCCAGUCAACUUCUGGCCAAGCUACAGAGAUGAGUAUGGACAGAGGUUUCUUAAACACUGGACAAGUUGCUGGCACUGUUACACCAAGCCAAAUGCCCAUCCAGGGAGCGCAAGCAAUCAGCUUUGGCAUCAAGAGUACUUUGGGAACUCCCCUGCAGAAGAUAGGUGUGUCUUUUUCCUUUGCAAAGAAGACUCCAGUAAAGCUUGAGACCAUAGCUUCUGUUUUCAAGGACCAUGUGGAAGAAUCGAAUGCUGCAGAUGGAGCAAAAGCUGAUGAGAAAGGGUCCUCAGAGGCAGGGAGCCUGCAGAAAUCUGGUGAGGGUGAAGGCACAAAUAACUCUGAUGGCAAGGCAGAGGAAGAUGACCAACAUGACAAAGACAGCGGGUCUCUAGCCACUACUUUGUCAAAACUAAAAAAGAUGAGACGAGAAGAUGGACCAAUGGCAAUUGAACCAGAAUACUACCACUAUAUUCCCCCAGCCCAUUGUAAAGUGAAGCCUAACUUUCAAUUCCUGCUUUUCAUGAAGUCUACCGAGCAAAUGGAAGCUGAAAAUGUGAACAAAAAAGCCACCCAUGAAGUGAAAAAGGGUGGUUCUCCAAAACCCAAACCCAGCAAGCACACAGAGAAGGCUGCUGAGAGCACAGGGCAGCAGAAGGAGCAGAGCACUACUGAAAGCACAGCUCAGCAGAGCAAAACUGAGCUAAGAGAAGUCCUGGAAAAUGCGAGUGUGCAGGAGAGCAAACAUCUGCCAGAGAGUGACCUCCCUGAGCUAGACACUGCUAAAGAAUCCCCACAGCCUGCCUCAGGCUGUAAGAAUGUCUCUGGAGGACCAAAGCAUCCCACAGGACCUUUUUUCCCUGUUCUAAGUAAAGAUGAGAGCACGACCCUCCAGUGGCCUUCAGAGCUUCUCAUAUUUACCAAAGCAGAACCAUCGGUUUCAUACAGUUGUAACCCCCUGUAUUUUGAUUUCAAGCUCUCUCGCAAUAAAGAUGGUAAAGGCAAAGGAGCAGAGAAACCCAAGGAGCCGGGGGGACUUUGUAAGGAAAGUGGUCAGAACACAGAACCUGGUGAGAUGAGCAAAGCCAAGGAGGCAGAAAGCGUAGCCAACAGUUCUGCUCUGAAAAUGGAAACCAAAUCUCUGUCCCACUGUGGCUCCCAGAACAAGCAGGAGUCCAGCUUGGCGACUGUUAGUAAGGGAGAGGGAGAAGAGGGUGGUAAAAGCAUAAUGGGGAAGAGCAAAUCUGGCAGGUCCCAUAAACACAAAAAGAAAAAGAAGCACAAAAAGUCCAGCAAACAUAGACGGAAACACAAGGAGGAGGCUGCUGAGAAGGGCCGGAAAACUGACGUGGGGGAAGAGAAACCCAAGAAACGGAGAAGACACCGGCACAAGAAAGGCAAGUCCUGUCUUUCAACUGAAUCGGAACGGGCCCUGAAAACAGAACUGCCCAAGGAGCGCGGGCACUGCCCAAGGAGAAAGCGGUGCUCCCAGGAGUCCCAGAGGAAGUCUCUGUCUGCAGAGGAGGGAAGUAGCAGUAAGAAAGAGGAUGGAGAUAACUCCUGUCUGGAGCACUGCAGCAGGAAGCGCAGGGCUGACCUGCCGCAGUUCCCUGCUCCAAGGCGGCGGUGUUCAGGUCCUGCUCCAGGCAGGGCCACCCGCAGGAGCCGGCAGAGCAGCGGGGACUACGACAGCGAGGAGGGCUCCCUCGGGAAGUGCUGCCGGCAGAAGUCCCCCUCGCACUACAGCGAUGACGAUGACUCCGGCAGCGAGCGGUCCCGGAGCCGCUCCCGCUCAGAGCGCAGGCGCUCCUCCUGCGGGUCCUACUCCUCCAGCUCCGACGCCUCCUCAGACCACAGCCGCUACAGCCACCGGCGGAGCUACUCGGACGACAGCUACAGCGAUUACAGUGACCGGUCGAGGUGCCACUCAAAGCGGUCCAAUGACUCAGAGGAUGACUCUGACUACAACAGCUCAAGUCACAGAUCCAAGCGGUACAAGUACUCCUCCUCAGACGACGACUACAGCUCAAGCCGGAGCAGGUCGAGGAGCCGGAGCAGGAGCACAACGCACCCUCGAGGCAGGUCACGAACGAGGAGCCGUGGCAGGACACGCAGCAGCAGCUGCAGCCGCAGCCGGAGCAAGAGGAGAAGCCGCAGCGCAACGGAGCGCAGCUGGAAACGGAGCCGCAGCUACAGCAGGGACCGCAGCCGCAGCGCCAGGAGCCACUCCCAGAGGUCCCUGUCACGGAAGGGCUCUCGAGGCCACGAGAGCCCCGAGGAGAGGAGACCUGGGAGAAGAGACUUCAUCAGGUCCAAAAUCUACCGCUCGCAAUCUCCACACUAUUUCCGUACAGGCCGAGGUGAAGGAUCCUUGCUGAAGAAAGAGGAUGGCAAAGGAGAGGAUCUGAAAGGAUCUGGCUCACUCUCCCAAAACAGCAGCAGCUCUGGCACAGGCAGAGCCUCGGAAGGGGACGGCAGCCCCGAGGAGAGAAACUCUGUCACUGCAAAGCUGCUCCUGGAGAAGAUUCAGUCAAAGAAGGUUGAGAAGAAGCCCUGCGUCCCUGAUGAGAUGCUCCCAGGGACGAACAAGGUGGGAAUAAAGCUCAAGGAUCCUCCCCAGGGCUACUUUGGCCCCAAACUUCCUCCUUCCUUGGGCAACAAACCGGUUCUUCCCUUAAUUGGGAAACUGCCAACCGUUCGGAAGCCAAAUACCAAGCGGUACGAGGAGUCUGGGCUGGAGAGAGGUGAGGAGCAAGAGCUGUCGGAUGUUGAGGAGGUUUCCCAGGGCAUUGAGGAGGCUCAGUUGGGUGGCCAGUCUCUCCUGGAAGAAGUGGUGAUGGUGAUUCAGGACAAGCCUCUGGAUGAGCAGAAACGGGACGAACCUGCUGUGGAAAUGCAGUCCAUUCCCCUCGAGGCACCGGCGCUCCCUGAGUGCUUCAGGUCUGGAGAUCUGGUUAUGCCGCACAGCUUCCUCCCAGAGCCGGGCGAUGGCAAUGGGCUAGAACCUAUGGAUGGGGGCAGCCAGCCAGUCCCAGCGGAAACCAGUAUGAUGUCCUUAGUUCCAGAUGUCGAGCACUUUCCUGGCUAUGUGCCUCAGGGUGGCGAGCCAAGCAUCGAAGGGGACCGGGAAGAAGAUUCCUCUCUAGCACCACUUGAGAGCCAGCCCAUCACUUUUACACCUGAGGAGAUGGAGAAGUACAGUAAGCUGCAGCAAGCUGCACAGCAGCACAUCCAGCAGCAGCUCAUGGCAAAGCAGGUCAAGGCCUUCCCAGCCUCAGCAGCCCUGGCUCCAGCAGCGCCUGCCCUGCAGCCCAUCCACAUCCAGCAGCCGCCGGCAGCCUCAGCCACAUCCAUCACCACGGUGCAGCAUGCCAUCCUGCAGCACCACGCUGCCGCUGCCGCCGCCGCCAUCGGCAUCCACCCACACCCCCAUCCCCAACCCCUUGCUCAGGUUCACCACAUACCCCAGCCCCACUUGACACCUAUUUCCUUAUCCCACUUGACCCACUCCAUUAUUCCAGGGCACCCUGCUACGUUUCUAGCCAGCCAUCCCAUCCACAUCAUUCCGGCGUCAGCCAUUCAUCCCGGCCCCUUCACCUUCCAUCCCGUUCCUCAUGCUCUUUAUCCAACCCUGCUUGCUCCAAGACCCGCUGCGGCUGCAGCUGCCACAGCCUUACACCUUCACCCUCUGCUGCACCCCAUCUUCUCAGGACAGGACUUGCAGCAUCCACCCAGUCAUGGCACAUGAAGGACAAAAUUAAGUAACCUCGGAGGAAGGAGAAUCUUGUGCAUUUUGGGAAGGGGUUUGGAGUUGAUCCAGCUGGCAGGUGAAGCCUGAGAAUUUCUUUUCACUCUUUAGCAGCCAAAGAAGCCAGAGGCUCGAGGGCUGGGGAGCAGCAGGCGGUGGGUCAGUCGUAAGCGUUGUGUAUAUCCACUACCAGGGACAGUCUCAUGUCCCCAACACCUCUGUGCACGUAGCAGCACUCUCUUAGGAGAAUCAUUUCACAUGUAGACCAGCAAGAUUCUUGGAAAGACUGUAUUUUUUUUCUUUUCCCUAAUUCUCACUCUUGACCAUCUCCCUUCUGCCACCUUGUACAUCAUGAAGGAGAUCCCGUACACGCUUAUAGGUCUCUAAGAACCCUUUUAAUGAGGUCAUCUAAUUGAAACAGUCAGCAUGAUUGAAUCCAGCUUGGAAUGGGUGAGAAAACACUGAGGAACUGGUGGCUGUGGAUGCUGAUGAGGGGGUGAAGAGAAGGGCAGGGCCACACUGGUUUCGGCUGGGCCAGCACCAGUCUUCAGGCAUCACAGGAGGUUCCUGGCUGCUGAUUUCGGGGGGAUUUGUCCUUGGGGUGAGCAGCAAAGGUGAAAUUAAGAUCUUACUGUAAAGAGGAAGAAAGGAGCUACACGUGUACCCGGAGCCUCAUGUCCUGGGCUACAGAGAGGCUCUGGGGUGGUGAUUCCAGUCUGGGGUUUGACCACUCUUCUCCUGAGAGGAGGGAAAACAUCUCACUGACUUCCAGCUCCUGUGGUGUUGGGAGAGAGGAGAAAAAUCCCUUUGGGAAUUAAAGCAAUACUGAGGCUUGGGGAGAGUGGCUGGGGUGUGUGAAGUGAAUUCCUCUUUCGUCUGUAAUACUGAUGGUUUCCUUAUUAAUUUAUAGGAUUUUUUUUUUUCAAUGUAAAGAAUUGCACUGAACUCUGUAAACAAAGAUGCUGCUUUUUGUAGCUCCUAUAAAAAGGUUACAUUUGUAGUAUAUUGCAAUAAUAUUUUUUACAGCCAGUUCUUUUAGUGGUACUUCGUUCUGGUGGCUUUUGUGUAAAUAGGUUUGCUGUAGGUGAAAUAAGACACUUGGAAAGGUUCCACUUUGGAGUUGCAGCUAGCUGCAGGACAACUUCAGCAUGUAUAGUUUAUCGAGCUCACAUAUUUUUGAAGUUUUUAUGUACCAUAAAAUGUAAAAAAAAAACUCAAAAAAUUAAUUGAAUCUUCCUUUAGCAUUUUACAGCAUAACACAAAGGCUGGGAGCAGGAGCAGCUCCAUGUCCCUGCUGUAGGAAUUGGACCCCGGAGGCACCCUUGGGAGGGGCAGAGUGUAAAACACCCGGGUUUGUCUCUGCUUCUUCCCCCCUGGACUCAAGUGGGUGACUGCAGCUGCCAGCAGCCUUCUGGUGAGGGAAGAGCCUUUGAACCCAUCCUCCCGCAGGGAGAGGUGGUUUAGGACUAACCCUGAUGUUCCCUAAGGGAUUGCUCAGUUCUUCCAGCUGAUACCACAGGGAGGCUCUUCCAGCCACAAGCUCUCCCAUCGCACUGGGCUUCUGGGAUUCAGGUCCUUGGAUCAGACCGGUUUGAGGGCACCUUCUGGGGUUGGUUUGGGAGCUGGCAGCAAGGUAUCCCCUUCCCCAUCCUCCUGGGUGGGCAGAGACUGAAAGGAUCAAAACCUCUGGAGCUUCUUCACUCUUGGAAUGGGAAAUGUUGUGUUUGGGCAGGUCUGAACCCCAGCAGUCACUAAAAGGGACUCAAUUUCUCUGUAAAUAAUUAAGAGAUUCAGUAUUAGUGUCUCAAUGCUGGGCUUCCUUAGCUUCUAGAUCCCACAUCCACAUUCUGGCACUCUUCACGCUGCAGCCCGGAGGGGGGGGUUGACUUCCAGAAUAGUGCUAAAAAUAAUUAACCUGUCAUUACUUACCAGGCAUAAACAGACUGUAUUUAACUUUGUCACAUAAGAUUAUAUAUAUAUAUAUAUAUAUAUGCUGUAAAAUGAGGGGAAAAAACCUUUCUAAUAAACCAGUGAUUUAUGGAAAAAU